Lotus japonicus is the source of this 1393-nucleotide messenger RNA. Its product is annotated as mitochondrial arginine transporter BAC1. Gene Ontology annotation, molecular function: L-ornithine transmembrane transporter activity. The record is from RefSeq and is a predicted model, not a curated record. Bases 69 to 989 code for a protein of 306 amino acids. Lineage: Eukaryota; Viridiplantae; Streptophyta; Magnoliopsida; Fabales; Fabaceae. The transcript is spliced from 9 exons. Gene Ontology annotation, biological process: mitochondrial L-ornithine transmembrane transport.
AGUAUUCCACUGACAGUGACAGACAACAACUCUCGUAUGUAGCUGCCACUUCCACUGUUUCUAGCGACAUGGCCGAGAUUUCAACUUCUGCUGCGUACAAGGAAUAUGUCGCUGGCUUGCUCGCCGGAGUUGCCGCCGUAGCCACUGGUCACCCCUUUGACACCGUGAAGGUGAAGCUGCAAAAGCACAAUACUGAAGGAAAUAUAAUUCGUUACAAAAAUGGAUUGCAUUGCACUUCUAGAAUAUUGCAGACCGAAGGAAUUAAAGGACUUUAUAGAGGUGCUACAUCAUCUUUUGCCGGGAUGGCUUUGGAAGGAUCCCUUUUUUUUGGCAUGUAUUCCCAGACAAAACAAUACCUUCAGGGGGGUGUUCAAAGCGGUGAACCUCGGCCUCAAGUGAUAAUACCAGCUGCAGCUUUUAGCGGCGCCAUCAACAGUUUCGUGCUUUGUCCAACAGAGCUGUUAAAGUGUAGGAUGCAGAUCCAAGGCACUGACUCUCUGGUUCCGAUGUCGAGUAGAUACAGUAGUCCCCUUGAUUGUGCCCUCAAAACAGUAAAAAACGAAGGGGUGACAGGAAUUUUUCGGGGAGGUUGUGCUACAUUGCUUAGAGAAUCUAUGGGGAAUGCUACCUUUUUCAGUGUAUAUGAAUAUAUGCGUUACCACUUGCAUUCACGUAUCAAACCUGCUUCUUCUGAUUACAGCGGCCUGAUUGACAUUGGAAUUGGGAUCGUUACAGGUGGCGUUAGUGGUAUUGCUUUUUGGUUAGCAGUUUUGCCCCUUGAUGUGGCAAAAACUCUGAUUCAGACAAACCCUGAUAAAAACUCUCAAAGGAAUCCUUUUGUGAUUUUGAGUUCAAUCUACAAAAGGGCUGGAUUGAAAGGGUGUUAUACAGGUCUCGGUCCCACAUUAAGUCGAGCAUUUCCUGCUAAUGCAGCAACAAUUGUCACCUGGGAGCUAGCAUUGAAAAUGUUAGGCAUUAAACAUGACUGAGAGUUUGCUUAAUUUCUAUCGCGGAUAAUACAACAAAGCUCAAGUAUGCUUUGAAGCCAAUUUACACACUAGAUCAGAGUUGGAUGAACAGAAUAAUGCUUUCAAUAUAUUGCAUUUUUCCUUGGAUGAGCUUCUGAUUUUCAUUUUAUCAGCAGGACAACGUUCAUUAUUGCUUUUAUAGUGGCCUGUUCCUUAAUUUUAAGGUUAGGGGAGCUUGAUUAACUGCCCUCUUUACAUUUUCACCUUUCAUUCUUAGGGAUAGAACAUUUCUAUCACUGGAAUGAAUUUAUAUUUUAACACAUGUAAGAUAAACUGUAUUGCAAUUCAAUAUUUUUUGGUGGCAUGGCCAUUUACUUAAUAUGUUGAAUGUAUGGCCGAGUCAGAAAAGCCUACUAAUUUUAGAC